Messenger RNA from Coturnix japonica (Japanese quail), 702 nucleotides. Lineage: Eukaryota; Metazoa; Chordata; Aves; Galliformes; Phasianidae. The record is from RefSeq and is a predicted model, not a curated record.
CUAAUGAUGCUAAUGGUGUUAAUGGUGCUAAUGGUGCUAAUGGUGCUAAUGGUGCUGAUGGUGUUACCCCCCAGGUGACGGCGCUAUCCGCAGUGAGCAGCUGACGUUGGCGCUGCGUUGGAUGCGGGAGUUCAGGGCUGGGCUGGAACAGGAGCACGACGUGGUGGGAUUCGAUGUGAUCUGCGGGGACCUCAACAUGCACCACGGGUGUGAGGGCCCGGCCCCCCCCGAGCAGCAGGAGCUGUUCCAGCAUUACAUCGAUCCCUGUCGUGUGGGGCAGCAACGGGACGCACCGUGGGCAAUGGGCACGCUGCUGGAUUACCUGAAGAUCUACGACGAUCCCAUAAACAGCCCCGACAGAAUGAAGAGGACUCUCUCAGACCCAGUUGGCCGGCGGCGUUCCUGGCGGGACCCCUCAUCUGCAACCCCAAAUGUGACCCCAAAAGGGCGCCACGACCCCAAUAGGGACUUUAAUAGGGACCCCAAUAUGGACCCUAAUAGGGACCCCAAUAUGGACCCCAAUGGGGCCCCAUUGCCUGCAGAGUGGCAGGGCCGGCGCGUGGAUUACAUCCUAUACAGGGAGGGGGACAGCAGGAUGAGCACGACGGUGUCGUCCCUGUGCUUUGUGACGGCUCUGGCCGCCCGCUCGGACCAUCUCCCCACGGCUCUGACCCUCAGCGUCCGCCCCACAAGUGGGGGGGG